Messenger RNA from Misgurnus anguillicaudatus (oriental weatherfish), 5870 nucleotides. Lineage: Eukaryota; Metazoa; Chordata; Actinopteri; Cypriniformes; Cobitidae. The record is from RefSeq and is a predicted model, not a curated record.
AGUUUGGUCUGCACUGACUUCUGUUUCGCUGACUGUGUGAAGAGUUUUGAAAAUGUGGUUUCAGUAUUGAACAAUGCUUGUUAGCUAUUGAAAAAACUGUAUUGAUCAUUUAUUUGAUUGACACCCUUAAAAAUACUAAAGAUUUCCAAGAUUUAACACACGUGAUCAUUUAAAGCACUUUUAAAGUUGUCACGAGCAUAAAUGUGUACUGUCACUUUAAAUGUUGUUUGUCUCCUGACUUCACAAGUGAAAGUAAAACUAUUCAACCAGGAUCCAUUUUGAGAUCUAAGCUGAAAGGUUUGUGAGAAGAGAAAACUUUAACAACAUUAAGUACAUAUAAUAAAAACGAAGAGUUAUUAGUUAAAUGAUGUGAGUUGAUGAUAUUGUACUAGUGAGGAUCGGGAAGAUCAACGGCUCGACACAGUUUAUUUACAGGUAUAAACAACUGAACGUCUAUCAUGAGCUUCAGAAAGAGAAAGAGUCUCUCUGGAGAAACAGACAUAAACACAAUGAACAGUUUGAUUGAUAGAGAAUCUGCUGAAUCCAGCUGUGUGUCUAUGAAGAGUGAUCGAUCAAUGGAUAAUCCACCUAAGUUCAGUUCAGGAGACUCUGGUGCAGAUGUGAGUAACACAACAGAUGAAUCAAAGUCCUUCAAAGGGAAGCAGAUGGAUUCAGUUUUUCAGGAUCUUGAAGACAAAAUCAUCUCUCUGAUGAAAAAACAGCUGAAGAUCUUCAAGAAUCUACUGAGCUCAGAUUACCCAGCAUGCUCUGAGAGAGAGGAGGAGGAGGAUGAAGAUCAGAUCAGAGUCAGAGAGGAGCUUCUGAAGAUCACACUGCACGUCCUGAAGAAGAUGAACCAGACAAACCUCGCUGAUAAACUACAGACCAAACUUUUACCUUUGUGUGUGAAAAAACACAAAUCCAGACUAAAGGAGAAAUUCCAGAGAAUAAAUGAAGGAAUAUCAAGUCAAGGAAACUCAAGACUUGUGAAUGAGAUCUACACAGAGCUGUACAUCACAGAGGGAGGGAGUGAAGAACUCAAUAAUGAACAUGAGGUGAGACAGAUUGAGACAACAUCCAGAAGAUCAGAGACACAAGAAACACCAAUCAAAUGUAAUGACAUCUUUAAAGCUUUACCUGGACAAGACAAACACAUCAGAACUGUGCUGACUAAAGGAGUUGCUGGAAUUGGAAAAACCGUCUCUGUACAGAAGUUCAUUCUGGACUGGAGUGAAGGAAAAGCAAAUCAGGAUCUUCACUUCAUAUUUCCACUUCCAUUCAGAGAACUGAAUCUGAUGAAGAACACAAAUAUCAGUCUGAUGGAUCUUCUUCAUCAGUUCUUCAUAGAUACAAAAUAUCUGAGAUCAAGAGACUUUGAUGUCUAUAAAGUUGUUUUUAUCUUUGAUGGUCUGGAUGAGUGUCGACUUCCUCUAGAUUUCUCAAACAAUCAGAGUUUGUUUGAUGUAAGAGAAAAAGCUUCAGUGGAUGUGCUGUUGACAAACCUCAUCAAGGGGAAUCUGCUUCCUUCUGCUCUGAUCUGGAUAACUUCACGACCAGCAGCAGCCAAUCAAAUUCCUCAUGACUGUGUCCACCAGAUCACAGAUGUACGAGGAUUCAAUGAUCUUCAGAAGGACGAGUAUUUCAUCAAGAGAAUAAAUGAUAAGAGUUUGUCGAACAGAAUCAUCAAACACAUCAAAUCAUCCAGGAGUUUGUACAUCAUGUGUCACAUCCCAGUCUUCUGUUGGAUUACAGCCACUGUUCUAGAGAGAAUGUUGAGUGAAUCAGAGAGUCAAACAGAGAUCCCCAAGACUCUCACUCAAAUGUUCACACACUUCCUGAUCUUUCAGACCAAACUGAAGAGUCAGAAGUAUGAUGGGAAAUGUGAGGUAGAUCUUCAACAGGUUAGAAAGAGUCUUCUGUCACUGGGAAAACUGGCUUUUCAACAGCUGGAGAAAGGGAAUCUGAUCUUCUAUGAGGAGGAACUGAGAGAGUGUAACAUUGAUGUCAGAGAAGCUUCAGUGUACUCAGGAGUUUGUACUCAGAUCUUCAGAGAGGAGUUUGGACUGAACCUGGGGAAGGUCUACAGCUUUGUUCAUCUGAGCAUUCAGGAGUUUCUUGCUGCUUUAUUUCAGUUUCUAUCAUUUUCUCCAGAAACAUCAGGAUCAACUAUGAGUGAUUUACUGAAGAGUGAAGUGGACAAAGCCUUACAGAGUGAGAACGGACACCUGGACCUUUACCUCCGAUUCCUUCUCGGUCUCUCACUGGAGUCCAAUCAGAUGAUCUUACGAGAUCUACUGACACAGACAGGAAGAAGAUCUGACAGCAGACAGGAAAUAGUUGAGUACAUUAAGAUGAAGAUCAGAGAGAAUCAAUCUCCAGAGAAAUCCAUCAAUCUGUUUCACUGUCUGAAUGAACUGAAUGAUCAAUCUCUAGUGAAUGAGGUACAAACAUAUCUGAACAGAAAAGAUUACAGUCGUCUCUCUGGAGUCAAACUCUCUCCCUCUCAGUGGUCGGCUGUGGUGUUUGUGUUACUGAACUCAGAUCAGAAGCUGGAUGAGUUUAAACUGAGUAAAUAUAAUCGAUCAGAUGAAUGUCUUCAGAGGCUGCUGCCAGUGAUCAAAGCAUCCAGAAAAGCUGAUCUGAUGAGCUGUAAUCUGACAGAGAAAAGUUGUUCAUUAUCGAGUUCAGUUCUCAUCUCAAACUCAUCAAGUCUGACAGAACUGAACCUGAGUGACAAUGAACUGCAGGAUUCAGGAGCGAAGCUUCUCUCUGAUGGACUGAAGAAUACAAACUGUAAACUGAAGAUAUUACAUCUGAUGAACUGUAAUCUGACAGAGAAAAGUUGUUCAUCAUUGAGUUCAGUUCUCAUCUCAAACUCCUCAAGUCUGACAGAACUGAAUCUGAGUCGCAAUGAACUGCAGGAUUCAGGAGUGAAGCUUCUCUCUGAUGGACUGAAGAAUACAAACUGUAAACUGAAGAUAUUACAUCUGAGGCGCUGUAAUCUGACAGAGAAAAGUUGUUCAUCAUUGAGUUCAGUUCUCAUCUCAAACUCCUCAAGUCUGACAGAACUGAACCUGAGUGGAAAUAAACUGCAGGAUUCAGGAGUGAAGCUUCUCUCUGAUGGACUGAAGAAUACAAACUGUAAACUGAAGAUAUUACAUCUGAGGUGCUGUAAUCUGACAGAGAAAAGUUGUUCAUCAUUGAGUUCAGUUCUCAUCUCAAACUCCUCAAGUCUGACAGAACUGAACCUGAGUAACAAUAAACUGCAGGAUUCAGGAGUGAAACUUCUCUCUGAUGGACUGAAGAAUACAAACUGUAAACUGAAGAUAUUACAUCUGGAGCGCUGCAGUAAUGGAGAUAAAGGUUUUGUUGCUUUGGCUUCAGCUCUGAGAUCAAACCCAUCACACCUGACUGAACUCAAUCUGAAGUUUAAUAAUCCAGGAGAUUCAGGAGUGAAGCUGAUCUCUGAUCUACUGAAGGAUCCACACUGUAAACUACACAAACUACAUAUUGAGUCUCGACUAUAUUAAUAAUCUACAAGAGCUACAGAUGACAAAUCAAACAACAGACUUCAGUCAUAAAGUAGAAGAUCUGCUUACUGCCUCCUACUGGACAAACAUCAGCAGUGAGACAUCAGAGCUCAACAUGAGAGACAUCUAUUAGAGUUAAACACACAAACAUGUGGAUGAAGAUCUGCAUUCAUAAUCCAGCAGAAGAGUUUAAUGAAGUUCAAUGAUGUUUAUGUUGUGGAUGUGAUUCUUACACAGCUGAUAUAUGACACUCAGUGUAUCUCUUUCUGUCUCAUCUGAUGCUGUUUAAAGUCUUCUGAGCUCUGCUAAUGCUUCAUUACCUGUAGAUCUUCAUCAUCAUCAUCAAAACAGUUAAUUGCUAUGGAUAUAUUCUCAACAAUGAUGACAGACUGACCAAUGAGAAACAGGCUUUAGGUCAUGUGACUAAAUAUUCCUUAUAGAUGUUUAUACUGCUCAUUUCUGAAUAUAAUACCCUGUUCACACUGUCAAUCCAAAUCUGAUUUUGGUGCAUAUCCUAUUGUGCAUAUCCGCUCUGAUCGCAUUUGUGUAGCUUUUCAGUUACGUCAUGCUGUCGCGUCAUGUAAAACGUAAACAUGCUAUAGACCAGUGGCGUGCACAGACCUCCUCAGGGGGAGGGGCUGACAGACUUAAAAGGGCAUAUUUUUUUAUGUCAAAUAACAAUCAAAUGGAUUUAUUACUUUGGUGUUUUAUUCUUUCUUUCCUUGGCAUUAUUUAAAUAAUGUUGUAACAAAUGAAUAACACAUCAAACUUAACUCCUUAAGUGGCGCUGUCCCGCUCACGGGACACCUAAGUUUACGUCAAUAUUUUCCAUAUAAAUUUUAGGUAUAUCACAACAAACUAUAUAUUGUUGGAAAGGUCCAAGCCUCUAGAAUACAUAUAUCAACAGUGUUUUAUAAAAUAAAUUAUGUAGGGAGAGUAAUUGAUUCAAUUUUAAAGAGAGUGCGCCUCAAAACAUUUUUAAAUAGAGAAGUUAGGAAAAUAUUGUUUACUUUCGCUAACAAAACGGCGAGAAUCAAGUUUUGAGGACUUAAUUUUCAUGUUGUAAACUUUAUAUGUGUAUAUGUAUAAAAGUGUUAGCAAUCAUUAAAUCGGCAAGUUAACCGAUCUAUCACAGUGUUUUAAUUGCUUAUUUCUUUGAUUAAAUGUCUCACUUACAAAAAAAGAAACAAUAAGCUUAACCAUUUGAAAUGAUUCCUAAAACCUAUUUUUCAUAGCUAAAACACACUGCUUUGUUAGUUUAGCACACCAUCAAAACACGACAAAUAGUGGGACUAAUAUUUUUGCUCCAAACUAACUUUAUAGCAGAUCAAGUGUUUUGAGCUGAUGUGGCUUCAGAUCGCAAAAUGAAACAGAUAAUACACUCUUUCUUUUUGGUAUUCUGCACAGUGCUAAUGUUGCAUUAUAAUAAAUAAAUUUAACGUUACUGUAUUAUGAAAAUACCCAACAUGACCGGAACAACACAGAUAUACCAUAUAUAAUCCCAAUUAAGUUUAUUGUCUUCUUGUUUUAUCCAUCAGAACAUCUUUAUUUGCAUGUUAUUAGCAGCAGGGUAGAUAAAUGGUCCGUGUAACGCUUUGCAGUUCUUUUUUCAAUUUGCACCAUCAAAAUGAAUCAAAUGAAAAAUUGGUUUCAAACUUUCAUUUUUCAAUUUUCAUUGAGUACUUCACAAACGGAUAAUUGUCUCUCGGUUUAAUUUUCAAUUCAACGUGUUUAGGUUGUUGCUUUAGAAUUUCAGGUUUUGGAACAAACAGAAAAAUGACUUCUUAUUCUAACUGUCCAUUUCUGUGUUUGCGUUUGCGGCUGGAACGUACCAUUAUCGCCGGGGGUGGCGUGUAGUCUACAGCCGGUCACGGACCCACAGCGCUGUCGCGUUAAAUCUCACCAUAUUUAUCUCCUCUAUGUAUAUUACACAUUUAUUAAAUAUAUUUUAAAUAACAAUAAUGCCUGUAAUCAUUUAUCUAUCGGACCUCGGUUGCCGUUUUGGUUUUUAUCAGUAGAUGGCGAUGUAACAGACUGGCAGUAAGUGCAUGCCCUCAAGACGUGAAGGAUAAACUUUUAUCUGCCGCAGUUCAGCCUGCAUAAUGGCUCGAAAAGUUUAAUCAUGUUACCCCGAGAUAUUACGAGGUAGCGAGUCAGGCUUGUAACCUGAAAGUUGCCGUUUCGAGUCUCACGGCCGACCGCUUGUGACUGACGUGCCCUUGAGCAAGGCACCUUAACCCCAUUGCUCCCCAGGCACGGGGUGCUCACGGCUCGUUCAUGACUGGCAGAGCGUUUGUUGACUUCUUACUGUAUGCAUUCCAUACUUGACAACCGUGUCAC